GCUAAUCGAAAUCAUCACCAAUACAAUUGAAUUCAUCCACAGCAUCAGUGAACAUCCGGAUUAAUCUUUGUCUUUGCCUGAAAGCACCUCGCUUCCAUCACAUUCCAUCCACAUCUAAACCUAUUCGAUUUUCUGUCCUCUACCAAACUCACGUCAAGCCGGAUUCAAGAGAAUGAAGGCUUACCUGGCCAUAGCUUUGUUGGCCAGCGUGGCUAGCGUUCUCAGUGAGCCCACUUCUUACCAAUCAAACGGAGUAGGCGGUGCAGGAGGUGGAAUCCAGCCUUUGCAUCCUUUGGAAGGGGCUGAGUUUGCUCACGCCAGCGAAACUCCCUCAGAGAGUCCCCAUCUCGGUCGCUACAGACGCUACGGAAGUCGCUAUGGAGGUCAUCGAGGCGGAGGAGGCGGAGGUUACCGGGGCGGAUAUUCUCGCUACAGUAAAGGAGGACAUUCCGGAGGUUAUGGAGGUCGACACAGUGCUGGAGGGUUCGGUGGUGGACACAGUGGAGGAGGAUUUGGCGGGAGCAAGGGCGGAGGAUUUGGAGGUGGUAAAGGCGGCGGUUUUGGCGGUGGUGGUUUUGGCAGUGCUGGGCAUUCGUUUUCCAAACAUCAUCGAAAACGAUCCAUUGAGGCCGGCCGUGACGAGGAUUGGAUACAACAUCUCCUGGAGGCCAGUAUCGAGGAUGAGAAUGAUUGUGACAAAAAAUUUGUGUGCGAAGUCAGCACUAAACCCAUGGAGGCCAUGGACUUCACAGAGCUGUUCAUCUACAAGGUGUUUGGCUCCCAUGGAACGGAUAUUGACGUCGAGGACAUGAGUGUGGAGUUCCAAUUGGCCCAUGCUGUGGGUCACGUGGCGGGCUUUGAUCAUUGUGAGGACAUCUAUGCCCGUUGCAACUUAUCGUACGAAGAUAUUUUGGUGUCCAUGAAGCAGAGAUUUGAACGCGAGGAAUCGAAUGAAAAUGACCUUAAAGAACCUUAAUACUUCUUUUCUAAUCAUCCGACGUCUAAACACAAAUAGUGUUGUGAUUUAAAGAAAAAAGCUGUCUGAGAAUAAUGGGCCCAUGGAUCACUCAACACAUUCUAAAUCAAUGAAUUUGUCUUUUUCGGAAGGGAAUCAAAAACAAUCCCAAAAUUGCCCUUUAUUGGAGACGCCUCGAUGAUGAAUACCGUAUUUCCUGACAUUUGUAUGUACGUGGGAAAUAUUGCCGUGCAAUUGAAUUAAACAAAGGAUUAAUUGGA
Molecule: messenger RNA, 1236 nt
Organism: Tigriopus californicus
Lineage: Eukaryota; Metazoa; Arthropoda; Copepoda; Harpacticoida; Harpacticidae
Product: keratin, type I cytoskeletal 9-like
Exons: 1
Coding region: 173-976 (267 amino acids)
Source: RefSeq, a predicted model, not a curated record